GGAUGCCUAGCGAAUCUGUUAAAAGACAAAAAGGGUUUCUUUGUGUCACUACUGUUUUCUGCUGCUCAACACUGCUCAAACUGCAGUGGAUUCAUCUGUUGACGAAAAGCAUCAGCUUCCCUCCUUACUUUGUUACUAUUACCUAUUCCGUAUAGUCCUAUACACAUCCCCGUCUGUCAACGAAUUAUGCCCGACGCCUACCAGCUCAUCCGCAACGCGACCACCGUCUUCGAGUACGGUGGAAAGAAGUUCCUGAUUGACCCGAUGCUGGCGCAGAAGGGCGCCUACCCGGGCUUCGAGCACUCCGCCAACUCCGAGCUCCGCAACCCUCUCGUGGACCUCCCGAUGCGUGUGGAGGACAUUUUAAAGGGCAUCGACGCCGUUAUCCUGACCCACACCCACCCGGACCACUGGGACGAGGCGGCGGUCCAACUCAUUCCCAAGUCACUCCUCUUCUUCACGCAGAACGCGACGGAUGCGGAGCUGCUCAGGUCUCAGCGCUUUACCAACGUUCACAUCAUGGAAGAGAGCGGCACCGACUUGGGAAACAACAUCACGCUGCACAAGGCACCUUGCCAGCAUGGCUCCGACAAACUCUACUCCGUUCCCCAGCUGGCCGAGAUGCUUGGCCAGGUGGCUGGUCUUGUUUUCCAGCGGCCGGGAGGCAAAUCGGUGUACUUCGCGGGGGACUCGGUGUGGAUCAGCGGCGUGGAAGAGACGCUGCAGAAGUACAAGCCCGAUUUUGUCGUGUUGAACGCUGGCAACGCGACGCUGGAUGACUUCGGGCCGAUUAUCAUGGGUGAAAACGACGUGAUGCGCACCUUGGCUAUUGCGCCGGAUGCGGUGGUGAUCGCGCAGCACAUGGAGGCCGUCAACCACUGCGUGCUGACCCGCCAGCAGUUGCGUGAGUUCGUGGAGAAGAAAGGCAUCGCCUCGCACGUCUUCAUCCCGGCGGAUGGCGAGUUCGUCCCUGUUGCGUAAGAGCACAGGAAGACGAGACUCCCUCCCCUCUCCUUCUGGCGGUGGCAACACAAAAAACUAUUUUGCCAGGAUGCUACAAUGCGUUGUCGCAUAGCGUUCUUGUGAGGCAGUCCAGGUGCUUCAUGUCACACCUCCUCCCCCUUAUUUCAAGGGAGCCAACAGCAUUACCACAACGAGAAUUCUGGUGCUCUUCUACCUUUUCAAGUUGUACUGCUGUUGCUGUUAUUAUUAUUAUUAUUAUUACUAUUAUUAUUACUACCUUAACCUUCCUUCCUUUGCGUAGUCGACGAGAAGCGAAUUCGAUGUGGACGAGGCUGUAAGAGAAAAUGGGUAAGCUAGGGUGAGAAAUUAUCGAGGGAUAUCGAGUGGCGCAAGCCACGAGAUCAACACAUGUCACCCAACAUAGUACUAGUAUAGGGGUACUCUCCUCGAGAUGCCCCUAUAAAAGGACUGUAGACUUUUGUCUUGUGAAAGUCGGGAGCAGAAAACGCUGUUUUUACACACCACACGUUUUCCGGCAAAACGCCUCUACAUGGGGUCGUAUGCCCAAACAGGCACCAGUUUCCCAGGAUUCGAACCAAUUACCCACUUUCCUCGACUGAUUCCCUGCACUCCUUACCUACGGCGAAAACCGUAAAGCCUAGAGCCUUACGGUCCGUCCAAGCGUUUUUUCGUCCCGCCCGACCCACCCGUCGAAAAGGAACACGCUUUGCAGGCGCGCAGCGGGACCAACUCGGGAAGGCAGGUAAAACCGCUCUGCUACGGUGGGCUGCAUUUGGUGCCAUUGUCGGCCUUCUUUUCCUUGUUGUUGAGCUUCAGGCUACCCCCCUGCUGACGUUGUUUCCCAGUCAGCACGGCGGACCAUUGGUGGGUCCCAGGCGGUAGCAUCGCUCCUGUUUUGUUGUUUCUCUGUUAAUUUUUUACUUGUUUGUUUUCCCGUUCGGGCAUCUUUUUCUUUGCUUUCUGGUUUAGACAGGCGCACCAGGGGAGACAGAUCUCACCCUCUGCCAGCCAGCACGGCGGCUAACGCGUCCUGUCGGCGACCGACCACCGCGAACACCUACGGAACACAAAACGUCUGCAAAGUUCCCUUAAACGGGGUGUGCCUUGGUCGGCGCUCUAUUUUCAUGUGAUUGCUAUUUUUCAGUUUAAUACCUACUAUUAUGCUACUUUACCGGUUAUACCUAGGCGAUCUCCUCUACGUCCGUCCGUCAGUGUCUGCACACCUUUCACCGGUAGUCCACCGGUGGGUGCGUGGUAGGUUUCCUGCUUUGUUCACUACCACCACCACUUAUUCUCCCUGAUCGGUGCGCACGGGGACGGACCACGGCCAACAGACCAGGUCACCGACAUGCACCCUAAGUAAGCGUGCUUCCGGUGGACCGCUGCGUUGUCUGGUAUGGACCGUGUCCUCACACGUAACUCCAUCUAUAACAUGUGUUUUUCCUUUUUCCUUUUCUUAACAUGCAGUAGAGGGAUCGGCCAUAAU
Molecule: messenger RNA, 2470 nt
Organism: Leptomonas pyrrhocoris
Lineage: Eukaryota; Euglenozoa; Kinetoplastea; Trypanosomatida; Trypanosomatidae
Exons: 1
Coding region: 187-981 (264 amino acids)
Source: RefSeq, a predicted model, not a curated record